GUGUGUUUCAACAUGGCGGAUGCUUUCUUGUUGUGAAAUCGUGUUUGAAGAAAUCAAGAAUGAAGGGUAUUCAACAAACUUAGCUCCUCUUGCUACGAUAGCCUUGAUAUGCCUAACUCUGUAGAGGGUCUACGUUUUGGUGAUUUUUCUGUUGAUGAUUGGGAGAAGAUUCUAAAAGAUGUCAGCCAGAGCGACUCAGCUAGGCCUCCGGUUGAGUUUCUCUUUGAUUAUGUAUGCUCGGAAGAUGAUCAAGUCGCUGACGAUGACAAAGACCUCAACGUGAGUCGAGAAGCCCACAACAAAAGUGUUCCCACUGGACCAGAUGAUUCAGGAGUGGAAAUUGGACUUGAGAGUGAACAGGAAGGUGUUCCUGCAAAACAUCACGUUCCGGUUGUGUUUGUUCCAAACAAGAAUGUGGUUGAUGAAGUAAAAACCCUUGAGGAAGCUGGAGUAGAGCUGUCCUUUUGUGGACGAAGUGUAAUUGAAGAUAUAGAACCUACCAACAAUGGCUCAACAUAUCUGCAAGAUGCAGAAAAUUUCCCUCCACUGGGUAGCUUGCAGACCCAAGAUGUUGAACGUUCACGCAAACGUCGCAGGAAAAGAAAACAGCACCAAAGAUCUGGGGAUGUGCCAUGUUCAUCUAGUGAAGACAGUGAUAGGGACAAGAGCCCUGCUAGUAUUGUUGAGAGAGUUUCACGCGUAAGGAGUGGCAGUGGGAAUGAGAAAGGGAGUGGUACAACUGAAAAUAAGGGAGAAAACCAGGGCGUCUCUGAAAACGCUGCAAAGAAAGCAGAAACUGGUCAGGAAAAUAAGAAGUCCUGUAAAGAAGGCCAUGAUGCCAGCAGUACAGACUCUAAAAGCACAACAGAGACAGUCUUAUCCAUUGGUGAUUCAUCAAGCAGUCCACCUCAGAGUGAUGUAGAUUUUCACACUAACAAACUGCCGCAAAACAUUUCUGAUACUACUACCACUACUGCCAAUAACAAUACCACUGAGACAAGUUCCAUCCCUAAUGAAGCUACAAACAAGCCGUCAAAUGCUGCACCCGUCAGUUUGUGGGCUGAUUUGUUCCGAAAACCAUCUUCUAAACAGCCAGCAAGUAAAGUAGAAACUAACAAUGUUGUCAGCACACAGAAGGAAGCAAUCAAAGAUAAUAAUGUGAAAAAAGUAGAAUCUGUGCCUAUCGUCAUUGAUAUAGCUGAGGACAAGAGGGCUAUAAGGAUUGCAGAAACACUAAAGAAGCUGAGCCUGGAUUACACUCACAAGCCACUGUUCCUCAGAGGACUUAUAAACAAAGCUAACUGGUGUUACAUCAAUGCUACACUUCAAGCUCUGCUCACCUGCCCUCCAUUCUUUAAUCUUUUAAGGCAACUGGAGCCUUUGAAAGAUAAAGAGUCCACUUCUACUCCAAUACUGGACAGCAUGGUGAAGUUUUCACAUGAAUUUAACAUUCUUCCAAAGCAAGCAGCAAACCAGGGAAAGAAUGGCAAAGUUGAAUUCCGUACUGGGUCUUCUUUUGAACCAAACUAUGUUUACAAGAUGCUGUCAACCAUCCAGAGCUCAUUGUCUGCCAAGGGCCGUCAAGAAGAUGCAGAAGAAUUCCUAAGUUGUGUCCUCAAUGGAAUCCAUGAAGAAAUGCUCCAGCUAAUGAAGCUGUUAGAGCCAACCACAAAGGCAGAACCAGCAGACUCUGAGCAGACAGUUACAGACGACCCUAGUGUUGUGGCAGUCAAUGGACAAGAUAUUGACAAGAAUGAUGAUGAUGACGAUGGAGACUGGGAACAAGUGGGACCCAGGAACAAAUCAAGUAUUACUAGAAUGGCUAUUUUCCCUCAGUCUCUGGUGUCUGAUAUAUUUGGUGGAUAUCUGAGGUCAUCCCUUCACCAGGCUGGAGCUAAAGAGUCUGCUAAUGUGGAACCCUUCUUUGAUCUUCAGCUAGACAUUCAGAAUGUGAGUUGUAUUGAGGAUGCCUUAAACCACCUUGCUGUUAAAGAAGAACUUCAAGGUUACACAUGCUCAAAGACCAAUGCACAAAUUGACAUAUCAAAACGUGUCACAUUUGAGAGUCUUCCAAAGAUUCUUAUUCUUCAUUUGAAGAGAUUUAUUUACUCCAAGAGUGGGAGCCAGAAGCUUCUAAAACAUGUGGACUACCCAUUAGAUCUCCCUAUUGGCAAAGAAUUGUUGUCACCAAAUGUGAAGAACAAAUAUUCCAUUGCUCAGAAGAGCUACAAGCUUAUAGCAGUUGUCUAUCAUCAUGGUAAGACAGCAUGUGGAGGGCACUACACCACAGACAUGUGCCACCCUAUCCAUGGAUGGGUACGUGCCGAUGACACUAAACUCAAAAGUGUUCCUGUCAACCAUGUACUCAAGCCAAUACAAGGCAAGGAUCCGUAUCUGUUGUACUACUGUAGGACAGAUCAGAUGGCCUAAAGAUGUUGCAUGCCAAUGACAGUCUAUCAAUGGACUGCUACUGUUUUUACUAUUUGGUGUGCAUUAUAGAAAGAAUAUGUAUUAACAGGUAAUGUCAUGAAUCCUCGUCCAUGCAGAUGGCUAAUAGAUCCAAAGAUUAAGCCUUCAUAAGUAUCCUCUUGGCCUGGUGGCAGCAUGCUUGCAAGAUUGCAACAUAAAGACAUAAAUAUAGCAACAACAUCAUGGCAUCGUUAUGGUGUCUUAUUACAAUAUGUUGUUAUAUAAUGCUGCAAGCCAAAAAUUGUUUUGGGAUAACCUGUACAGCCACAUACACAUAGCCAAAAACCCUUCAAAAUUCAAUACACUAAAGAUAUAAUUUUUUGUGAAAUAUAUUUUCUAUUUUUCAUUCCCAUAUCCCUGAUUCGGACCUUGUGGCUUAAAUCAAAAUUGGAUUGAGUGUGCAAUCCUAAAUAACAGUAUCUGUUUCCCAAAAGGUGGAAAUAUAUUUACUAUAUACUGCUGUAUUUGCCAUCCAGCAUGGCAUAAGAAGUAUUUCACAUGGCCUGUUGAUGCAUGUUGCUAUUAGAGUGAAAGUUGAAACUAGUUCUCAUUUCAAACUUACCACACUGACCUGAGCUAGUUAAUCAAAACAUAGAAUAUCAUGAGCAAGUGGCGUCAAGGGACCUAAUUUAUAUGACAAUGGACAUGCCCCCUCAGUAGUGCAGGUCUGUGUGUGAGACUCAAACAGAAAGGAUAUAUAUCAAAACCUAUGAAGACUAUCUUAGUUUAAUAGUUAGUUUUUGGACACAUUCUAUUGGUUAUUUACUUCAUAGUUGAUACCAGCAGCAAACAAUACGAAUUUGACUAUUACAAGAUGUCACAGUCAUUUUUGAAUCUCACCAAUCCCGCAAGGGAGAAGAUAGCCCCCCCACCCCCUCCCCACAAGGAAAUGUUACUGAAUGAAUGAAUAGUGUAUUUAUACCUGGAACUAUCUGGAAAACUGGAAAAGGGGAUGUAUGCAAAGGCUUUUGCAAGGUUUUCCUUUGUAUGACAUAGGGAUUGGAAGGUGGAAAUGAGUGGGGGGAGGGGGAGGGGAAGAUUAAGUAUGAAAUUUAUCUAAGAUUUUCCGAUCCCCUAGGAUAUCAUAAUGACCAAUCACAAGCCUGGUAACGUAGGCUAACAUUCAAGUUGUUUGCUGCUGGAGAGGUACAUGAGCAUUGAAUUGUAUCCUGGCAAUUUGUGUUAUUUAGUACAAAUAACUUGUCAAAAUUCCUGUGGUUUUAUCACAGGCAACCCAUACACAGAAAUGUAUGAGUAAGAAAGUGUAAAGGACGAUUUACACGGUACGAUUUUUCUUCGCGCGCAACAUGCCGACGACACGAAUUACUUCGUGUAAAGCGACCGUAAAAUCUGCUUCCGACUGUGAAUGGCAGACAGCUAAAACGUGGCGUAAGCAUGUUGCGCGCGACAGUUGUGAGGAAAAAUCGUAUGUGUAAAUCGGUUAUAAAGAUAUUAGAAAUGGUAAAAACUCGAAAGGAUGCUACAAAGUAAAAGUCAAGAGUAUGGUUCUCAAAGUGGGGAUGAUCCACUUUGAAAUCUUACUUUAGAGCAGGGAGCACCUCCCUGUUUAGAACAUCCAUUCUCAUCCGUGCCUAUUAGAAAUGCGGGUUCGAGCGUUAUGCUGGUGUAGGACUGUUAUAAACAAAAUUGGUGUAAACGUGUAAAGUAAUUUAAAAAGAGUGCAACUUGGUAAAUCUUAGUAAAGAUAGAAGACUGAAAACACCGGUGGCCCACCGGUUGAUAAACGUUUCAACUCACCCAUGAAAAAAAAUCUGUUGGGCUACCUGUGCUGGAAUGAGUUAUUUCAUUACCGUUCGCAGACUGAAUGUUUAUGAAAGAAGUAGCUUAAUUGUUAUUCGUGAGUGUCGCAUACGAUUAUAUGCAAGUCGUUAUCAGGAACGAACAAACGUUCCGGUGGAAAGUGUUUGAGUCCUCGGCACAUAAAUUACCACCAGCAUCAGACCAUUUCAUCUACACUGUCUAUUCUACGAUGUAGAGUACGAGCUAUGUUGUUUAAAAAAAAUAGAACAACAAUGGAACGCGUGCUUUGAUAAACUUUUUCUACCAAAACGAACAGAAACGACAAAAAUAAACGUUGAAAAUCCA
This is a messenger RNA of Actinia tenebrosa (Australian red waratah sea anemone), 4575 nucleotides long. Its product is annotated as ubiquitin carboxyl-terminal hydrolase 10. Gene Ontology annotation, molecular function: cysteine-type deubiquitinase activity. NCBI's taxonomy places the organism in Eukaryota, Metazoa, Cnidaria, Anthozoa, Actiniaria, Actiniidae. The record is from RefSeq and is a predicted model, not a curated record. Gene Ontology annotation, biological process: protein deubiquitination; regulation of autophagy; DNA damage response, signal transduction by p53 class mediator. Gene Ontology annotation, cellular component: cytosol; nucleus.